AUGCCCGAACGAAUUUGUCCCGCCUAUCUGACUUGUUCACCGACCGUCGCCCACCAUUCUGCGUAUCGCGUCCACCAGCCCAUCCGCCCAGCCCAACCAACGUCCUUCACGAACAGCUCAUACCGUUCACUCCGUUCCCAGCCCACCGCUCCAUCACCGUCGGCACCGUCUUUGAUGAAGCAUCUGGCCCAUGGUGUGGUGCUACCGUCGAUGUCGUCAACAUCAGAUGAUCAGAACUGCCGACCAGCAGGUGAAACAGUUGCCGACCUGUACGGCAGCCGACUCCGGUUGCUACGAAAACCGGGGAAAGCACCAUACCAGUGUGCCGACGACGCGACCAACAUGGCCCCAAACUUCAGCCGAGAAAGGCCGACAGCAAAACAAUAUCGAACUACUGGUGCCAUCAUGGCUGAGUGCGUUGUUGCUCCGCUGACAGAGAAAGGGAAACCAGACAACCGCAAGAGCCGGAACGCCAGAAUGGUUAAAGAAAAUCAAUCACCACUCCGGUUCGCUGCCGACACUGGCGAUGUACUGCAACUCGAAGCCAACCAGGGCAACCGGCCUGGCAGUAAAACAAAGCGGGACAGUAAGUUCAGCAGUUUCAUUCCACCAGCCGAGAUCAGCAGCGUUAUCCGCACGGAAUGGAUCGGAAACACCGAACGCGUUGACCGGAGUCCACCGGUUGAUCCCGAAAACACCAGGCAGCAGCCGUCAGACGCUCGAAUGAACGACAAAGAGCAGUGGAUCCAGGUAGACCUCAAACAUCCCGAGUUCAUUACUGGAGUAGUAACACAGGGUCGACCAUCCAUGGAUCACUGGGUCACCAAAUACACUGUUCUUACCAGUAUAGAUGGCAUUGACUUUACUCCUUACACUAGGAGUGGGGAAACAGCUACAGUUGUGUUCACUGGCAAUUCCGACAGAAAUACUCAGGUCAGAGGGCUUACAAGUGGACCAGCCACUAUUGCCCCACCAGGCGUCACCGGAAGUCCAACUGCCGUUCCACCAGGCGUUUCCGGAAGUCCAACUGCCGUUCCACCCGGUGUCUCCGGAAGUCCAACUGCCGUUCCACCAGGUGUCUCUGGAAGUCCAACUGCCGUUCCACCAGGUGUCUCUGGUAGUCCCACUGCCGUUCCACCCGGUGUCUCUGGAAGUCCAACUGCCGUUCCACCAGGUGUCUCUGGAAGUCCAACUGCCGUUCCACCAGGUGUCUCUGGAAGUCCAACUACCGUUCCACCAGGUGUCUCCGGAAGUCCAACUGCCGUUCCACCAGGUGUCUCUGGAAGUCCAACUGCCAUCCCACCAGGUGUCUCCGGAGGUCCAACUGCCGUUCCACCAGGCGUCUCUGGAAGUCCAACUGCCGUUCCACCAGGUGUCUCUGGAAGUCCAACUGCCGUUCCACCAGGUGUCUCUGGAAGUCCAACUGCCGUUCCACCAGGUGUCUCUGGAAGUCCAACUGCCAUCCCACCAGGUGUCUCCGGAGGUCCAACUGCCGUUCCAGCCGGUGUCUCUGGUAGCCCAACCCCUUCACCCAAGGCUGGAAUCUCUGGAAUUCCAACUCCAAAGACUGGGAUUUCGAGAAGCCCAACUGCCGUUCCACCCGGUGUCUCCGGAAGUCCAACUGCUGUACCACCAGGCGUCUCUGGUAGCCCAACUGCCGUUCCACCAGGCGUCUCCGGAUCUCCAACUGCUGUACCACCAGGUGUCUCCGGAAGUCCAACUGCUGUACCACCAGGCGUCUCUGGAAGUCCAACUGCCGUUCCACCCGGUGUCUCCAGAUCUCCAACUGCUCUACCACCAGGCGUCUCUGGUAGCCCAACUGCCGUUCCACCAGGUGUCUCCGGAAGUCCAACUGCCGUUCCAUCAGGCGUCUCCGGAAGUCCAACUGCCGUUCCACCAGGCGUUUCCGGAAGUCCCACUGCCGUUCCACCAGGCGUUUCCGGAAGUCCAACUGCCGUUCCACCAGGCGUCUCCGGAGGUCCAACUGCUGUUCCACCAGGCGUCUCUGGUAGCCCAACUGCCGUUCCACCAGGUGUUUCCGGAAGUCCAACUGCCGUUCCACCAGGCGUUUCCGGAAGUCCAACUGCCGUUCCACCAGGCGUUUCCGGAAGUCCAACUGCCGUUCCACCAGGCGUUUCCGGAAGUCCAACUGCCGUUCCACAAGGUGUCUCUGGAAGUCCAACUGCUGUUCCACCAGGCGUCUCCGGAGGUCCAACUGCCGUUCCACCAGGCGUUUCUGGAAGUCCAACUGCCGUUCCACCAGGCGUCUCCGGAAGUCCAACUGCUGUUCCACCAGGAGUGUCGUCCGGUGUCCUGUGCAGCCAGCCAAUGGGAUUAGACAACGUUUUAAUUGUCAAGGACUCUCAGCUCACAUCCUCAGGAUUUAGUGGCAACAGAUUCAAUGCUCCUGCCGGACGUCUCUUCAAUGAAUUCGGAGCCUGGUCACCCAAAGUCAACAACGGUGACCAGUGGAUCAUGGUGAAUUUCCUGAAGCCACAGGUCCUUAAUGGUAUCUUGACCCAAGGAAGCUCCAUCAGUGACAAAUGGGUUACACAAUUCAUCGUGUCCUACAGUACAGACGGCUUCACCUUUACUCCUAUCAAAGACUCAGCAACAGGAAAGAGCAUGAUCUUCACUGGGAACAGCGACAGGAACACCGUCAUGAAGAACAUCUUCCCCGAGCAGGUGACUGUUCAGUACAUCAAGAUCACCCCCUUCGCCUGGUCUCCAGCUGGAAUUGGAAUGCGUUUCAACUUGCUGGGCUGCUACAAGCCAAGUGUCCAACCCACACUGACACCUACUGCCAAGCCUUCAGUUGCCCCUGGGUUCACAAUGACAACUGGAGUUACCAUGCCAGAGCCAUCACCAGUGUCAACGCUUGAACCAGUCUGCACUAUUCCCAUGGGAGUGGAAAACUACAGGAUUGUUGGCGAAAGUCAGUUGACUGCUUCAUCGGAGAAGGACAAGGCACAUGGUUCAAUCUAUGCACGAAUCAACCAAGGAACGGACGAGUUUGCUGGGUCAUGGGUCCCCGCACCCACAGAUAAAACACCCUGGAUUCAGGUAGAUUUCCUAGAGCCCAAGACUGUCUCGGGUGUAAUAACCCAGGGAUCCGGAAAGGACAACAGCUGGGUUGAGACCUACACCGUCAGUUACAGCUUCGAUGGCAAAACCUUCACUGACUACACUGACACUGCGGGCAAGCCCGUCAAGGUGUUCAAUGGCAGCUCUGACUCCAAAACACCAGUUCCUGUCCUUUUCAACAGAGAUAUCACUGCACGUUUCGUCCGUAUUGUUCCAUUGACGUCUAACGGAGAAACAUCCCUCAGAUUCAACAUCCUCGGUUGCAAUCCAUCCCCAACUAAUCCCCUGAUACCAACAACAGCAGGAGCUCCCACAGCUAGUCCUCCAGUCGGCGGAAAGAGCGGUGUACCCACAGCCAGCCCAAGUGCUGGACAAAGUGGUCAGCCAUCAGCUAGCCCAGUUGUUACAGGAAAGAGCGGUCAGCCAACAGCCAGCCCAGGUAUAGGCCAGAGUGGUCAGCCCACAUCAAGUCCUGGCACAGGACAGACUGGUCUUCCAACUGCAGCACCAGUUGUCUGUGGUUGGACAAAGUGGAUGAAUAGUAACACACCUGACAAUACUGGUGAAAUGGAAUUGCUUCCAAGUCUCAGACAACAGUUCCAGUUCUGUAACACUGAAGACAUCACAGCUGUAGAAUGCAGAGAUAGCAAGACACUCAAAUCCGUCUUGGAAUCUGGCCAGAUUGGUGUAACAUGUGAUAUGAAAUACAGCGGUCUUAUGUGCAGUAAUAGUAAGCAGAUGGUAGGAAGCACAUGCUUUGAUUAUGAAGUAAGAGUGUUGUGUGAGCCAAAGGGUGUUGAUUGCUCUAAAGUACCCACAGCCAGUCCAAGUGCAGGACAGAGUGGUCUUCCAACAUCAAAGCCAAGCACAGGCCUUAGUGGUCAACCAACAGCCAGUCCAAGUGCAGGACAGAGUGGUCAGCCAACAUCAAAGCCAAGCACAGGCCUUAGUGGUCAGCCAACAGCCAGUCCAAGUGCAGGACAGAGUGGUCAGCCAACAUCAAAGCCAAGCACAGGCCUUAGUGGUCAGCCAACAGCCAGUCCAAGUGCAGGACAGAGUGGUCAGCCAACAUCAAAGCCAAGCACAGGCCUUAGUGGUCAGCCAACAGCCAGUCCAAGUGCAGGACAGAGUGGUCAGCCAACAUCAAAGCCAAGCACAGGCCUUAGUGGUCAGCCAACGGCCAGUCCAAGUGCAGGACAGAGCGGUAGUGGCCUUCCAACUGCCAUUCCAGUGGUAGGAAAGACCGGUCUUCCCACUGGUACACCAAGCAUUCUUGGACAACCAUCAGUCAGUCCAAGUUUAGGUCAGAGUGGUCUUCCAACAGCCAGCCCAAGUGCAGGACAGAGUGGUAAGCCAACGUCCAGCCCCAUUGUAGAACAGAGUGGUCUUCCAACAGCCAGCCCAAGUGCAGGACAGAGUGGUCAACCAUCAGCCAGCCCAGUUGUUACAGGAAAGAGCGGGCAGCCAACGGCCAGUCCAACUGCAGGACAGAGCGGUAGUGGCCUUCCAACUGCCAUUCCAGUGGUAGGAAAGACCGGUCUUCCCACUGGUACACCAAGUAUUCUUGGACAACCAUCAGUCAGUCCAAGUUUAGGUCAGAGUGGUCUCCCAACAGCCAGCCCAAGUGCAGGACAGAGUGGUCAACCAUCAGCCAGCCCAGUUGUUACAGGAAAGAGCGGGCAGCCAACGGCCAGUCCAAGUGCAGGACAGAGCGGAGUUCCAACAGCCAGCCCAGUAUCUGGAUCAUCAUUCAGUGUGGCUCCAGGCAUGGAGACAACAGCAGUUGCUGGCCAAACCACAACACCAGUGCUCAUCUGCCCAAAUCCAAUGACCAACACUGCCACUCUAGAAGUACCGGACAGCCAUCUCAGCGCAUCUUCCAGUCUCUCCACAUAUGCAGGACCACAAAGAUCUAGAAUUGAUGCCAUAUCUGACAAUCUCAAUAUCGGAGCUUGGAUGCCCAAGUCAAUGGACAAAGGACAAUGGAUUGAAGCCAGAUUUGACCACCCUGAAUAUAUCAAUGCUAUUAUCACCAAGGGACGUGAGGGAUCAUCACAGUGGGUGAAGGCAUUCAUAAUUGCUUACUCUAUGGAUGGACAGACCUUCCAGUACUAUGAACAGAAUGCAGGCACUCCUAAGGUCUUCAACGGAAACUUUGACGGAGACAGUGCUGUGAGAUCAGUGUUGACCCCAAUUGUUGCUAAGUACAUCCGAAUCCAACCAGUUAUGUGGGAAGGAGCAAUCGCUCUUAGGUUCAGCAUCGUUGGCUGCAGAGCUCCCGAGGAGGUACUUCCUACCCUGGUGCCAUCUGCUGGUCCUUCAGUAGGUCCUACAGCUUCACCUCAGCAGACCUGCGUGACAAGCUCCUGGUCCUCUUGGGUCAACACCAACACGGCCACAGAAGGACAGCAUGAGUUUAUGACCAAGCAGCAGCUUACUGAUUUCUGUCCCACUGGCAAAGUGGACAAGGUAGAAUGCGAGACUGUAGACAGUAUUCCAUCCUACAGUACUGGGGAGAUUAUGCAGUGCUCAGUUGAGAACGGCCUCGUCUGUAACGACAAAGACAACUUCCCCAUCCCCUGCAGUGACUACAGAGUCAGAUACCACUGUGACUGCUCUGGUGUACCAACAGCCAGCCCACCAAGUCAAACCGGAAGUGGCCUCCCAACUGCAAGCCCCGGGCAAGGAGUAAGUGGAACCCCAACAGCAAGCCCCGGAGUUCAACUAACGGCCAGCCCAACACCAAACAUACCAGCUGGAUGCAAAGAAGACAUGGGUAUGGCAAACGGCUUCAUCCGCAAUGACAUGAUCUCCGCCUCCUCCUACCGCGACGGCCUCCACUCUGCCAUCAGUGCACGUCUUGGAGGUAACAGCGCCUGGUUGGCUGCUGAAGAGAACAAGAAGCAAUACAUCCAGGUUGACUUCCUCGCUCCUAGAAUCAUCACCGGUGUCACCACUCAGGGACGACCGACUGCUCCUAGCUACGUGACCUCCUACAAGGUCUUCUACUCCUACGACGGUGCCAACUGGAAUGCCUACAGAGAGACAAAGGGAGAGGAUAAGGUGUUUUCCGGCAACUUCGACAACGAGACUCCUGUGACCAACAUGUUCAUGACUCCAAUCCGAGCCCGCUAUGUCAGGAUCAGCCCUCAGACAUGGAGCGGCAUGAUGGCCCUGAGAUUCGAGAUCCACGGAUGCUUCGAGAGCUACCCAACUGUGUCGCAAACGCCAGUGAACCCCCUGAAACCAACAGGCAAACCCAUCGGUUCCUCCACCGUUGCGCCAGGUCAGACAGUGACACCCUUCCUUCCAGCCGGAUGUGUCAUCUGGGACUCAUGGGUCAACCUUGGUCAAGUGACACUGACAUCCAAUGGCGACCGUGAACCAAUCGACGAGGUCAAGAAGGCAUCACUGACAUGUCAACAGCCAAUGAGCAUCGAGUGCCGAACAGCCACCCCUGACCACACCGCUUCCGGUGAGACAGGUCAGAAGGUAACCUGUAAUUUGUGGAAAGGCCUUGUGUGCAACAACGCUGAUCAGAAGGAACCAAUGUGCUUCGACUACGAGGUCAGACUUGGCUGUCUGAAACAGACACAGGAAUGUUUGUCUAAGAUCCCCACCGCCACACCCACCGCCGGCCCGUCUGUCUCCCCCACCUACAACGUCAACCUCAUCCCCUGCUACACUGGAAUGGACCUGAGUCAGUGCCCCAAGGAGGGUUGUUCUAGCGGCUUCUUCUGUGACGGAGUCAAGUGUGUCCGCAAGGCCGAGUGUCCAUGCAUGAUUGAUGGACAAGUUGUUCUGCCUGGUCAAAUCACCCAAAACAGCAACUGUGAUACCUGCCAGUGUGUGAGCGGCGAGGUCAAGUGUCUCCCCAAGACCUGUCCAGACUGCAAAGAGGGUCUCGAAACCGUUCUGGAUAAGGAUACAUGCGAAUGCGAGUGUGAGGCAUGCGCAAUUGGAGACUUCCGUUGCGGAAAUGGCCAGUGUAUCCCCAGCUCUGCCCGAUGUGAUGGUGUCGCCGACUGUACCACCGAUGAGUUCGAAUGCUCAUCGACACCGAUCUUCACACUGCCGACCACUCAAAAACCAUCUACAACGAUACAAGCAACUACGCCCACGUCGACUACACAAUAUUUCAAUGAUUUCAACACCACGCACCAUAAGAUUGUGACAACAAGCGUUGCUCCCAACACCACCGUUCAUCUUCCACCACACGUGCCUACACCAACUGCCUGUGUCGAAGUCACGUGCUCUCCCCUUGUUCAGCCUCCACUGAAACAAGGUGAGGUCGCCAAGGUCAUCAAGGGCUCGGAUGGAUGCUGUGAGGAGUAUCUGGUUGUUUGUGAGCCACGUCAAUGUCCACAGAUCUCCAAGGACUGCAUGAAGCCCGAGAUCCUCACCAUGGUCGACAGCGGCGACAGGUGCUGCCCACAGUACACUUGUGCAUGUCCACCAAAGUGUCCAGUUCCAACUCAACCACCAUGUGCUUUCGGAUCCCAGGUCGUGGACAUCAUUGGUGGCUGCAACUGCACAACCAAGGCAUGUGUUGCAGGCACCCCGAGCCCCUUCCCUGUGGUGACCACAGCCAUCCCCACGCCAAUCUGUAGAUACUCAAUGACCAAGAUGGUGACCAAUGGUAAGGAGGUGGAUCGUACUAAUCCAGUGGAGGUGACCCACACCGUUGGUCAGCAAUGGGCGGAUGGUCUGUGCAAGACCUGCCAGUGUGUCAACAGCACCAGUAGUACUGCAGAAACAACAUGUCGGGAACAACAGUGUCCAGCCUGCACGCUGGGAGAAGAGAGACGUCUGACCGACGGCACCUGCUGUGGAGAAUGUGCUAAGAUUGGUUGCGUUGUCAACGGCACGGUUUACAAGAACGGAGAGAAGAUCCAGCCUUCUAUGAAGUGUUUCGAGAAGAUGUGUACAGUUGACAUAACGACAGGCGACUUCAUCCUCCAGCAAACCCAAAUACAGUGUGAACCUAUCGACAAGCUGCCCCAGUGCACAGGAAGCGAAAAGGAAUACGAUUCUACUGGAUGCUGUCUCAGAUGCGCGCCUGAAGGCAUGUUACCAACCAACUUCUCCUCGGUAUGCCAGACCUGCACUCCAAGACUGAUGUUCGGACAGAUCCAGCAGUCCAUUGGCUUCUUCAAGGUCAAUGACAACGGUGAGAUCUGCUCCAACGUGGAACCAAUCCCAGAACUCAAGGAAUGUGGAGGUUACUGCGGCUCGACUUCCAGCUACACCGCACUCAUGCGCGGCUUUGACAACAAAUGCCAGUGUUGCCAGCCAGCAAAGACGGUAUCCAAGUCUAUCCUGCUUGUCUGCGGUACUGGAAGGAAGAUCACCAAGACCUACAACGUACCGGAAACAUGCGGUUGCAGCGCAUGCUCAAAGGGAGCAUAAUCUCGAACCCACUUCCGGCCAUGAACUCCCUGUGAAAGUGACACAUAACAGGUGUGAUCCUCCCCAUGAAUGUGUGACAACGUGACAUUAAUGCAAGAAUUAUUUAUUCAUGAACCUGUGAUUACAAUGCUCAAGUUGAUUUAUGUUUAAGUUUUUGUCUCAAAAUGAAACUGUACAUAUAUAUAUAUGUUAUACUUUUUUCUGGAAUGUGCAAUGUCCUGACCUGUUCAGCUGAACAACAAAAAAUACAAAUUGUCUAUGUUUGCAACAAUGAAUAUUAAUGAAUGUUUAUACUUCAAAUGUCUUUCCAAUGAUAUAUGUAGGUUGUUGCAAGAUGUUAUACACUUAUUUAUUGUAAAAUCAUGGUGAGGAAAUAAAUAAAGCAAUAUUACUUUA
Messenger RNA from Haliotis rubra (blacklip abalone), 8889 nucleotides. RefSeq names its product mucin-5AC-like. The transcript has 36 exons. NCBI's taxonomy places the organism in Eukaryota, Metazoa, Mollusca, Gastropoda, Lepetellida, Haliotidae. The coding region runs from base 1 to 8493 and encodes 2830 amino acids. Gene Ontology annotation, molecular function: protein binding. The record is from RefSeq and is a predicted model, not a curated record.